Messenger RNA from Rhinichthys klamathensis goyatoka, 4485 nucleotides. RefSeq names its product formin 2a (gene fmn2a). Gene Ontology annotation, cellular component: cytoplasm; endoplasmic reticulum membrane; actin filament. Gene Ontology annotation, molecular function: microtubule binding. The coding region runs from base 18 to 4427 and encodes 1469 amino acids. The record is from RefSeq and is a predicted model, not a curated record. Lineage: Eukaryota; Metazoa; Chordata; Actinopteri; Cypriniformes; Leuciscidae. Gene Ontology annotation, biological process: intracellular transport; intracellular signal transduction; actin nucleation. The transcript is spliced from 17 exons.
AUAUAGCAAGAAACAAAAUGCAAAACAUUCAGACGAUAGAGAUGCAGCUACCUGUCCUGCGAGAGAGUUUCCACUCUUCUCCCUUCAGAGAGAGAGUGAAAGAACGGAGGAAGAGCAGCCUGACAAAUCUUAUCAGAAGACAACAGCAACAGUUAUUACGCCAGCAACAACAAUCAGAAUUGCAUCAGAAGCAGCAGCUGUCCCCAGCCUCACAGCACCACACUGGACAUGCUCAGUUGGUCCGCUCCUCCAGUAGCCCGGCGGAGCAAAUAGAUGAGCAAGAGAAAGUGAAAGAGAUUGGGAGGCAGGGGGAGCUGUCUCUCAGACAGUCCUCAGCUACAGCGUCACAGCCAGCAUCAUCACGGCAGCUGCUCUCGGCGGUGAAGAGAGAGAGAGAGGGAUUAGGAAAGGAGGGGGAGAGGGAAAUAGGAGAGAAGAGAGAGCAGCAGAGAGAACAAGAAAGUCAGUCUGAGCACACACAUUCCCAGCAUGGCCUGAUUGCUAAAGGUGUUCGCCUUCUGAGGAACAUGGGAAACCAGGAGGCCAAGCAAAAGAAGCCUACCAUCACAACUGGAGUGGAAGGUGCUGGGAAUUGGGCGAGCACUGAGGACCGAGACCAUGAGCAUCUCAAGAAGAUUAAGAAAAGUAAAUUACCGAGCGACUCUGGCAAGAAGAAAUCCAAAUCGGAGGGCUCCAAAAGUUCUGUAUUUUCCAACAUCCGUAUCCGCAAGGGCCUAUCCCGGAAAGUGUUGUCCAAAGAGGAUGUACUGGAUGGUGGGAUUAGGAUUAAGAGCGUGGAUGCCAACGACAGCAGCAAUGGUGGAAUAUCAGGUGAUGAGCUGGAGGGUCUCACUCCAGACAGUAAACAACUGGUAUCAGAAAGCAGGCAGUCGAGCCUGGACAUGACUGAAGAUGAUUUUAAGAGAGAGACUGAGGGAUCGGGGUCAGAUACAGACCUCUACAGCUACCACUCAGCCACUGAGGCUCAGGAUCUGCUGUUGGAUAUUCAGAGGACCAUCAGACAACAGCAGCAAAUGGAGGGAGUUGCUGAGGGGCAAAACUGUAGCGAUGCGGUCAGGGAAGGACAAGUAGGGUCCGUAGGCCAGGUCACUCCGGGUCUUACUAGUAGUAGCUUUGCUUGUAUGGGUGAACCAGAGAAGGUAGGAGGAGUAUCUGCUUCUGACAGCAAAGAACAAGAUCUUAAAUGCAGUAGGGAUACAGUCGGAGGAGUGAUUACGACAUUAAAGGUUGAGCAAGGUGGCGAUGUGACUGAUAUUGCAAAUAAAGCUGUACACUUGACCAAUUUGGCCAAUGACUAUAGCAUUCAGGAUACUUUUACUGAGACAAGUAGUGUCCAGGAUAUCUUAGCUGUUACCAGAUCAACCAGUAACAACAGUUUUCAGAAUACUACAGAAACAUCCACCUCCUACGAGAGCGCUGAGGAGAUCUUGGAGAGUUCAUCUUUAUCAUCUCCUCUUGAAGAGUGCCAUUAUGGCAGCAAUAGCCUGACCCAAAGCCUAGAAGUUGGUCUCAAUGCAAAUAAUCAGACCAGCUCAACAUCCAAAAUCAGCCGGGUCAUUUUCAUACCACAGAAGAGCAUUAGUAGUGUAGAGCUGAACGUAGAGGGUGAUGGUGGUGUAGAGGAGGUAGAGCGAGGGUGUUCCAACCAACAAAGAAGGAAAAGCAGUGCCGCGGCUAUCACACAGUGGGCAUCCGAGAACUUUUUAGGCUCAGGGUCACGACCACGUAGAACUUCCAGUGCAAACCUUGGGGUUAAACCUUAUCCCACAAUACACACUUCUUACGUUAAAACAACCACCAGACAGCUCACUUCACCCAUAAUAUCUCCUUCCCCAAGCCCUAUGUGUCCUCGCAGGGUUGUCUUAGAUUUAGGCUUAGGUCAAGGGUCAUCCAGAGCAGGGAGCUGGAGAGCACGGAGACAGCGGUCCUGUAGCAUUGCCGGUCCAGUGGGUUGCCAUGAUGAAUGGUGUGAAUCCAUACAUGUUCAAUCAGAGCUUAUUGAGAGUGGCCUCCAGACCGCCAGUUCGAGGUACACACCCUCCGCCUUUCCAGAUGUGUUUUCAGGUCGUUCUCUGUUGGAGAGGUGUUUGGUACAGUGGGGUUGUUCUGAAGAUGACACACAGGAUGCUGAGAGAUUCUGUUCCCGUAUUCUGGCUAUGGGGAUUGUACAACCCUUCAGUGACUGCAUCAGGGAACUGCCGACAGGAAGUGAUGUCACAGAUAAGCCCAAUUUCAAUAAUGAGCAGCUGUAUACCUGGGCUCCAGUGGGACAGAAUGAGAUCAGAACACCUGGGCGGCUCCAAACAAUGUGGCCUCCGACCCCUACUUCUGUACAGGAUGGAUCCACGGGGCAAUCUGGGAUUGUUCCAGAAGGGACUUCCGUUUCCAUUCAGGAGCUAGAGCGAACAAUUGAAGAAUUACUUGCGAAAAUAUCAGAUAUGGAAAAAGACAAUCAUUUACUGGAUGGCACAAAGCUUGGAACAAGAGAUCAAGAAGUGGGUGAUAUUCAAACCAUCAAACAGUCUAAAGUAAAUGAACAAGGAGUUCUGCGCCACGCGAAAGCCAUUCAGACCUCACCUGUUGAGGAAGCCUUUAAAAUUCCAGUGCCUUUUUCAGACCAAUCACAGACUCCCAAAUUAGGUGACAGCGCCACUUCACCAAUUGGACUGCCCUAUUCCUGCAGCUGCCAAAGAAAACAGGAAAUCAGUCCCCCUGCACCACCCCUACUUCCUGUUGUUUCAGGUGUUUCGACACCUUCAGCACCAGAUGUAUCAAUACCUCCACCUCCUCCACCUCCACUCCCAGGUAUGGUUCCGCCCCCUCCUCCACUCCCAGGUAUGUCUCCACCCCCUCCACCGGGACUCCCAGGAAUGGCUCCGCCCCCUCCACCACCUCCACUUCCUGGUAUUGUUCCACUAUCUCCACUUGUGGGCAUGGCUCCACCCCCUCCUCCCCUCCCAGGCAUGGCUCCACCCCCUCCACCUCCCCCUCCUCCACCUGGUUUUGGGCCCCCACCACCCUUUGGUCCCCCUCCACCCUUCAUGGGGUUUGUGCCGCCCAGCAUGGCUCAGGAGUCCGCCCCCCUGAAAGCUGUCAUCGAGCCUCCAAGACCCAUGAAACCACUCUACUGGACCCGGAUUCAGCUACAUGCCAAAAAGGAUACCAAAAGUGCUCUGGUGUGGGAGAAGGUUCAAGAGCCAUCCGUAGACUUUGGCGAAUUUGUUGAGAAGUUUGCCAAAAGUGCAGUUAAGGAAAAGAAGAAACCUAUCUCAGAUACCAUAACUAAAUCAAAAGCCAAACAGGUUGUCAAGCUGCUGAAUAACAAACGUUCUCAGGCAGUGGGGAUUCUAAUGUCCAGUCUUCAUUUGGAUAUGAAAGAUAUCCAGAAUGCCAUCUUGAACAUGGACUGCACAGUGGUGGAUCUGGAGACGCUCCAGGCGCUGUAUGAAAACAGAGCUCAAAAAGAAGAGAUGGAUCAGAUUGAGAAACAUAUCAAGUCUUCAAAAAACAAAGAAAAUGCAAAACCACUGGACAAGCCUGAACAGUUUCUUCUGCAGUUGUCAGAGGUUCCUCAGUUCUCAGAGAGGGUUUUCUGUAUUCUCUUCCAGUCCAGCUUCACGGAGUGUGUUACAUCAGUUCAGCGUAAACUAGAAACACUGCUAAGAGUCUGUACGGCUCUACAGUCAGGCCAAGCCGUCCUGCAAGUUCUAGGUUUGGUUCUAGCAUUCGGGAACAUUAUGAACGGGGGCAACCGAAGCAGAGGACAGGCAGACGGAUUUACCCUUGACAUCCUGCCCAAGUUAAAAGAUGUCAAGAGUAGUGAUAAUUCUCAGAGCCUCCUGUCCUACAUAGUUGCUUACUAUCUGCGACAUUUUGAUGAGGAUGCAGGUAAAGAAACGUGCGUGUACCCACUUCCAGAGCCUCAGGAUCUGUUUCAGGCGUCGCAGAUGAAGUUUGAGGAUUUUCAACGUGACCUCCGUAAGCUACGGAAAGAUCUGAAUGCCUGUUCAGCAGAAACAGAAAAGGUGUGUAUUGUCUCGUCUGAGGAGCACCUGCAGCCCUUUAAGGACAAAAUGGAAGAAUUUCUCACUAGAGCCAAAGCAGAGCUGGAGCUCCAGGAAAAACAUCUCACUGACACGCAGAGGAUUUUUGUGGAGCUGAGCGUGUUUUUCUCGGUCAAGCCUAAGGCGGGAGAGAAAGAGGUUUCACCGAGCACAUUCUUCACAGCGUGGCACGAGUUUUCAUCAGAUUUUAAGGAGUUGUGGAAGAGAGAGAACAAAUACCUACUGCAGGAGCGGUUGAAAGCCGCAGAAGAGACCUUCAAACAAGCACGAGAGAAGGCUAACUACAACGUAAAACCUAAACAUGCAUCAGGAAUAAAAGCCAAGCUGGGACAAAAGAUGUGACUUUCUGCUGUGCCGAAUCCAACAAAACUCGUUGUUUCCCCUGUUAUUUAAUUCCUCC